GAAUAUAAGAAGUCAGUGUGAAAAGAAACUUGAAGCUGAGCAUCAAAAUCUGUGCAGAUAGAAACAGAAACAGGUUCCUGUUUGAGACUGAAACAAGCUGAACUGAUAUAUCAUAAACACUCAAUCAGUUAAUUAUUCUUCAUGAAAUGUAAAUAUUACAUUUAGUGUCUGAAUUAUUCUUUAGUUUCCGUCCCAAAUGCCACCUACUCAGAUUUGGGGACAACUCUCUCAGUACUGAGUCUGUAGAAACCAUCUAGAGCUUAAAACCUUUAAAGUGUAUUAAAAAUUGAUCAUUGAGCUCUGUUUAAUCAUGUUAAUCCGUUGCUUCCAUUAUCCUCUCCAGGAUCCAGACUUCCAGCUCCUUAUGGCUGUAUAUGAUGAGAACAUCCUGAAGAAUCCUUUCUACUUGGCGUUGGAGAAGCAGCGACCGGACCUCUGCAGCCGAGUGGCAGAGCUCCACGGCAUUGUUCUGGUGCCCUGUUGUGGAAGUUUGACCGUCAGCAGCUACUCAGACUCUCAGUUCGACAGCUAUGUUCUGCAGCCUGCAGAGGACGGAUACCAGACUGCGGAUGGAAAGGAGGUCAGGAUCCAGGACAGGCAGGUCCUGCUGGGAUCCGGCUUCCCGGCCCUGGCAUCGGUCCCAAUCCUGUUUGAGGAAACCUUCUACAACGACCAGGAGCAGAGCUACAGCAUCCUGUGCAUCUCCAGGCCCGUCGAGGUGGACCCGAGCCCGGCCGAGCUCAGCCCGCCGCCCCCCUACUGCCUGAAGAGCCUGGAGGACGUCAGGGAGUUCCUGGGCCGCCACGCCCAGAAACUGGACAAGUUCAUCCAGGGCUUCUGUCAGGCCUUCAAAGAGCAGGAGAGGAAGGGACUCCGACACCACAUAGACUCGGUGAACGGUCUUUACACUAAAUGUCUUCAGUGUCUGCUGAGAGACUCUCGCCUGAAACUUCUGGCGAAGCAGGAGCUUCAGAUGACUCUUCUCAAACAGGCAGUAGAGUCAGCAUAGAGGCUGUGAGUGCGGACGACCUGCUGUCUGUCAUCCUCUAUCUGCUGGUGAAGACUGAAAUCCCUAACUGGAUGGCCAACCUGAGCUACAUCAGGAACUUCUGCUUCAGCCACUCCAGUAAAGAUGAGCUCAGCUACUGUCUGAGCACCUUCGAGGCAGCGGUGGAGUACAUCAACCUGGGGAAGCUGCAGAACACCGGCUCAGGUGAGCUGAAUGACAAGGCGUUGUUCAAAGAGAGGAUGAGUCUUCUGUCUCAGAGCGCUGCCACGCCCAUCAACUGUCUGUUUGAGCACAUAGCGAAUGGAAACGAAGUGGAGGUGGAAUGUCUGCUGAGUGAAGGAGAGAGAGACGAGGACGUCAGGAUGUGUCAUCCCCUCUGCUCCUGUGACCUCUGUGACCUUCAGCUGUCUGGCCGGUUGAACGACCCGUCCAUCGUCACACCGUUCUCCAGAGACGACCGAGGUUACACCCCGCUGCACGUCGCUUCGAUCUGCGGCUCCUCCGUCUCCAGCACCUCCUCUCUGGGCUCCGAGGCCAAACCGGAGGGAGAACGGGUGCGACACAGAGAGGUGGAGAAGCUGCUGCGUGCUGUGGCAGACGGUGAUGUGGAGAUGGUGCGUUACCUGCUGGAGUGGAUGGACGAGGAAGAGGAGGAUGAAGGAGAGCUUCGGUCCGAGGCUCUGCUGUGCCACCCGCUGUGUCAGUGUCCGAACUGCGCUCCCACUCAGAAGCUGUCCGUCCUGCAGGCCGGAGCGCUCGGCGUGAACAGCUGUAACGUCGACGGUUUCACGCCGCUCCACGUCGCCGCCCUGCACGGCCACGCCGCACUGGCCGCCCUGCUGAUCCGCCACGGAGCCAACGUGAACGCCCGCACCAACCAGAGCGCCACGCCGCUCCACCUGGCCUGCCAGAACAGCCACGUCCAGGUGGUGAGGUUUCUGCUCGAGUGCAACGCCAAACUGAACAAGAAGGAUCACUAUGGCAACACACCUCUGAUACAGACCUGUCUCUGUGGGAACCUGGAGACCGCCACCAUCCUGUUACAGAGCAACGCGUUGGUGAACGUGGUGAACCUCCAGGGGAACACGGCGCUCCACGAGGCGGUGCGAGGCGGACACCAGGCGCUGGUGGAGCUGCUGCUGAGGGGCGGAGCCUCGCCCGGCCUCAGGAACAAGAGGCAGAGGACGCCGCUGGACUGCGCCUACGAACUGGGCGGAAAGAACACGGAGAUCCUGAGAGCUCUGCAGAAAGCGUCUGGACUUUCUCCCGAUGCCGAGCCAAUCAAACUCCUGUCGGUGCCCAAAGGAGCUCUGGCUCAUUCGUUCGUGCAGCGUCUGAGGCUGCAGGAUCACACCAACGGCAGGAGGCAGAAACUGGCCCAGUCCAUCAGCAGGAUUCAGCAGAUAAAGAAAGGCUCCUCUGGUCCUCCACCCAGGUGUUCAACCCAGAACCAGGUGAAUCCCGACAGGAGGAGGUUGCGGCGGGUGAGACCGGUGGAGGUCAAGCAGCCCCUUCAAGCAAGCCUCGACGCCGGGCCCCGACUGAGAGAGCGGCCCCUGGGUCGCUGUCACACUCUGGACUCUGGAGAGCAAAUGCCGGAGCGGCCUGAGCCCGAGUACACGGCCGAGCGCGCUCUGCGAGAGAGUGAUCAGACAGAGGUCGCACACAAAACAGCUGAGAGCACGGACCACGACACCAGUGAGACGCACUCCACUGAGGACUGCAGCACCGGGAGCGACACGCCACCGUCCUCGCCCUCGUGCAUCACCUUUGAGCGACAACGCCGAGUACUCGGCUUCACACGACCCCGACAGCCAGAGCGCGCUGAACGGACAGAGAUCGAGCGUCUGAAGAACGAGAAGCCGACGUGGGAGCGUCAGACUCGCUGGGCCGGGCUGAGGUCGGUGUUUGGGGGUCAGCCGUCCCUGAUGUGGAUCAGCCCCUUUGCUGGACUCAGACUGCCGACCUUUCUCCCCAAACGCACCUGGAGGGGCGGGGCAGAGUUCUCCGUCUGA
This is a messenger RNA of Morone saxatilis (striped sea-bass), 3024 nucleotides long. It is a transcript of the gene ankrd27, whose product is annotated as ankyrin repeat domain 27 (VPS9 domain). The record is from RefSeq and is a predicted model, not a curated record. Gene Ontology annotation, biological process: neuron projection morphogenesis; early endosome to late endosome transport. Gene Ontology annotation, cellular component: plasma membrane; neuron projection; transport vesicle. NCBI's taxonomy places the organism in Eukaryota, Metazoa, Chordata, Actinopteri, Moronidae. Gene Ontology annotation, molecular function: SNARE binding; guanyl-nucleotide exchange factor activity.